Lactuca sativa (garden lettuce) is the source of this 1695-nucleotide messenger RNA. RefSeq names its product OVARIAN TUMOR DOMAIN-containing deubiquitinating enzyme 12. Gene Ontology annotation, molecular function: cysteine-type deubiquitinase activity. The record is from RefSeq and is a predicted model, not a curated record. Gene Ontology annotation, biological process: protein deubiquitination. NCBI's taxonomy places the organism in Eukaryota, Viridiplantae, Streptophyta, Magnoliopsida, Asterales, Asteraceae.
GACUUUUAACGCCGUGCAACUGUAUAUAUACCUCCACCAUUCGUCCCCCUUCACGCUUUCGUCUUCCUCUUCCUUUUUCCUCUUCCUCCGUUCAUCGUUAUCUCCUCCCGCGUUCCAUCUGUCUUCCAUUAUCGUCUCUCUCAAUAACUACACACAUAAACAUACUGAUAUUAUUAAUUCUUGGUGGGUGAAUUGCAUUUAGAUUGGGGUUCUGAAGUUCAAUCAGAAAUGAAGAUGUUUGUCUGACACCCAUGGAAGAAUUAGUGAUUGAAAGCGUAAAGCUCUGAUCGUAUUUGUGAAAGCGCGAGAAUACAUUCAAUUGUUGAUAAAAUAUGUGCGAACCAGAUUCAGAUGUCGUGAAAUGGGGACUCCACUUCCUCGAUGUCGACCAAAUAUUCAGUUCCACUUAUUACGGCGAUAGCAAUCAACACGACGUGAACAUCUGUCAUGAACAGUAUAACAAUGGAGGUAACAGUUAUCAAGAGAAUGAUUUCAACAAUGUCCAAAACGAUGAAAUGCUAGCUCACUCUCUUCAACAAGAGCUAUUAGAUCUCUCAAUUUCAGAUGGAAAUGAAUUAUCCAAUCCAGAAGAACAUUUACAAACAUCAAACGAUACUCAAGAAUGGUAUACUCCAUCACCAGAUAAUUACUAUUAUGGUGAUGAAUCUAGGUUACAGGAAACAGAGGAAAUGGGACAUUCAAGUUCUUGUUCAAGUCCUGGAAAUAGGUCUUAUGAUGGUGAUGAAUAUUCAUACAAUUUAGAAAUAACAGAUGAAUCUGAGCUUGAUGGUGAAGUAGGCAAGAGAUUGACUGAAAUUGUCCCUGUUCCUCAUAUCCCUAAAGUUAAUGGAGACAUACCUUCAGUUGAUGAAGCUACUUCUGAUCAUCAAAGACUAUUAGACAGGUUGCAGUUAUAUAACUUGGUAGAGUCAAAAGUUCAAGGAGAUGGUAAUUGCCAGUUUCGGGCAUUAUCAGACCAAUUUUAUCGUUCACCAGAGCAUCAUAAAUUUGUGAGAAGACAAGUGGUUAAUCAGCUUAAAUCACAUCCAGAGAUGUAUGAGGGAUAUGUCCCCAUGGCAUAUAGUGACUACUUAAAAAGAAUUUCCAAGAGUGGAGAAUGGGGAGAUCAUGUCACCUUGCAAGCAGCAGCAGAUUCUUAUGGGGUCAAAAUUUUUGUUCUAACCUCAUUUAAAGAUACAUGUUCCAUUGAGAUUCUUCCAAAAGUUCAGAAUUCAAAAAGGGUCAUUUUCUUGAGCUUUUGGGCUGAGGUGCACUACAACUCAAUCUACCCUGAAGGAGAAUUGCCACCACCGGAAUACAAAAAGAAGAAAAGGUGGUGGAACUUUAAACACAGGCAUCAAGCGUAUCUUGAUUGAAAAGAUUUGUGAUGAGGGGUGGUUAAUGGUUAUUCUUGAAAUCUAUAGGAAAUAAGUUGUCAUUUUACAUCAUGUAUAGUAAUGUUUCUUGGUUCUUUAAAAGGUGAUGAUGCUGAUAUAAGCAUGCAUGCUUCUGUUUUCUUGAAUUGGCAUGGUUAUUUAUGGCGUUGUGAUGGAUUGAUGGAGCCUUGAUUUUAGAUUCACUCAUUAAUAAAGCUUACUUUGUAGCUAGAUAGUUGUCAAAGAAAGAUGGUUGUUUAGGAGUAAAUGUGACUCAUUAGCUGAAUAAAAUGGUCGAUUCUAUGGGAACAUUCUUUAA